Candidula unifasciata is the source of this 428-nucleotide messenger RNA. NCBI's taxonomy places the organism in Eukaryota, Metazoa, Mollusca, Gastropoda, Stylommatophora, Geomitridae. The record is from the annotation of a GenBank genome assembly.
CUAACAGUUACCCUUUUCCUGUCGAUGAUGGUUCAGUCUGGUCUUGCAAGCUGCAACACUGGAACUCCUCCAUACGAUCGCGUGUGUUUCCAAUUCGAAGAAGACCCUAUUGCUUGGUUUUAUGCUCCGGAUGUGUGCAGACUUUACGCAGAUGAUCUUCUGAAGGUCGACAGUCCAGAAACAAUAGAUUUUGCGAGUAUUGAGACGGGAGCUAAAAAAAGACAUGCACAUUGGACUGAAGAAGAAAAGAGCGAUUUAGGCAUUAGGGCUGUGACACACAAUCCUGACUCAGUUUAUAUUUACACCAGUCUGGUCAGCGGCAAAGCAGACGAUGGAACCGUACUGUGCAAAGUACUAGAGGUGCGGGGAGACCAAACCUGGCACGAAGAACCUUGCUUGUCUUCUUACAAUUAUGUUUGUGAGAAAGG